GAAAGACCGCACAACGACAAGCAGCAAGAUGAAGCACCUUCUGUUUUUGGGGAUUGUCUGUUCAGCUUUCCAAAUCAGCCAUUCAAGCAUUCCAGAUUUCUGUCUAUUAGCGGCUGAUGAAGGUGAUGGCUUAAACUUCAACUUCGCUGUGCAUUAUGAGGUCGACAAAGAUCAGUGCAGUCCUUUCAUAUACAGAGGUGAAGGAGGAAACGCUAACCGUUUUCAAAAUGAAAAAGACUGCUUGAGAAACUGUUCAGCCAAUUCAGAAAAUGUCUACCCCAAGAAUGCAACCAAAGCUUGCCUCUUUAAAAAGGAGAACGGUGGAUGUAAUGGCAAAUAUUUGAGAUACUACUACGAUUCCGUUAAUUACAAAUGCAGAAAAUUCAUUUGGACCGGAUGCCUCGGAAAUGGAAACAGAUUUUUUGACUACCUCAGCUGUAACGCCACCUGUGCUGGCAUCCGUGCAGAUGAAGGCGACAGUACGGAGCAGGAGGAAGAUGAGCCGGACACUCCGAUCGCAAUCAUCUGUGGAGUUGUGCUUGCAGUCAUCGUUGUUGCUCUCAUCAUUACAGUGACUGUCCUAACAGUAAAGUCAAAGAAAAAGACUGCAAAGAAGAAGGCCGCUGGGAAAAGUAAAGACCUCCAGUCUGAAGCGCCUCUUCAGGACAGGGGGAUUGAAAUGGCUUAGGACACUUCAAGAGCAACAUGUAGUUUUCCCAGCUUGGCUUUGGGCAUAAACUAGUCUGCUAGUUUUGAUACUAAACGUAUCACAGUGGCAACUUAUUAAAAUAUCUUAAAGUUCGAUUUUGAUUUAUAUUACUUACAUAAAAUAGUCAUCACAUUGUUGCCAUAUUUUGUGUUUUGUUUCAUCUCUCCUGCAUCUAUUAAUUGAUGUAUUGUUUUUCAAGCUUUACACUAUAUUUUUUCGAUCACUUAUCCUAUUUCAAUCUAGUUAGUCAUUGUCAAAUCAAUAGAAAAUUGAUGUUAAAUAAUAGUAGUAAUAGUUAAAUAAUCAGUUAGUCACAAUUUUAAAUAUUUUCCCAGCGUAAAGUCAAGCAUUAAGUUUUCUUCCACUGCACUGUUGGUAAGACAGAACAAGCAAUGUUAAUGCAGUAAAUUGUGAUGGACGUAUCUCACAAAUUCAGGUAUUUUUCAAAGCUCAGUCAAUACUGAGGAAAAAAAAAAUAAUUGUUGCUUUCAACCCUAAAAGUCUUGCACCAAUAAUUUGGAAAAAAUAUUCAUAAGAACCCAGGCAGUGUUUUACACAAACAUUCAAACAUAAGCAGGAGACAGGAAACAAGCUCACGUCCCAUUUGUUGCCUGAAAGGCUGUUAGUGGUGUGAUCUCAUAAACAUCUUGCAGUUUCCAAAACUGUGUCGUCACCUGGUGAUUUGAUGAAAAACUGUCUUAAGUCUGAAUGCACACGCCAAUUUAAAACCCAGCACGUAUAUUUAGAACCGUCUUUGAUGCGAUGUUUUGAUGUCUUGUGCGCUCUCUGUGGUUAUGCUUUCUUACUCAGUAUUUGUAACUCUUGUGUAGACAGAAAUGAGCUAAACGGUAAAAUGUCAAAAGCAACACUUUGCAUCUUCUCACAUUCACAUUUCAUUUAGGACUGCUUUAUUACAUAUUGCAUUUGGCACAUAAAAAUUACUCUCAAUAUCACAGAACAUUGAAUGCUUUGUUUUAUUGAAUGUGCUAGCAGUGAUGGGUUUUCAAUUUUUUUUA
Molecule: messenger RNA, 1725 nt
Organism: Archocentrus centrarchus (flier cichlid)
Lineage: Eukaryota; Metazoa; Chordata; Actinopteri; Cichliformes; Cichlidae
Product: kunitz-type serine protease inhibitor bitisilin-3
Exons: 6
Coding region: 29-688 (219 amino acids)
Molecular function (GO): serine-type endopeptidase inhibitor activity
Source: RefSeq, a predicted model, not a curated record